Molecule: messenger RNA, 1704 nt
Organism: Neltuma alba
Lineage: Eukaryota; Viridiplantae; Streptophyta; Magnoliopsida; Fabales; Fabaceae
Product: putative receptor-like protein kinase At4g00960
Exons: 8
Coding region: 1-1704 (567 amino acids)
Biological process (GO): protein phosphorylation
Molecular function (GO): ATP binding; protein kinase activity
Source: RefSeq, a predicted model, not a curated record
AUGCUGCUUCGCCUGCAACAGAAGCCCUUCUUCUUCUUCUUGUUGAGCUUCACAAUCUGGUCAUGGUGGACGCUUGACGGCGUCGUUUCAGAGCCUCAGACGAUUUUUGUGAGGAUAGGGUGCAGCCAAAUCAACGUCAGCGAUGUGUCCAUCUUCCAGAACAACCUAAACGCAACGUUUCGAGACAUGAGAGCGCAGAUCAGCAACCAAAGCAAACACUUCACCACGGCGGAGGUAGUAAAGGGUGACAACCCCACUUAUGGGCUUUUUCAAUGCAGAAACUACCUCUCCAUUGCCGACUGUCUCUCUUGCUUCGACUUCGCCGCCGUCCAGAUACGCAACUGCUCUGCCUCCGUCGACGGUGCCCAAAUCAUAUACGACGGCUGCUUGCUCCGGUACGAGAGCAAUACCUUCUUUAACCAGUCCACAGACGCAGGAAACAACAUUUAUUGUGGGAAUGAAACAAGAAAUUCAACUGAACUUGCUUCAACUGUGCAACAAGUGAUAAAGAAUCUGGAAAUAGCCACUCCAAGAAUCAAUGGAGAUGCAAGCACGAAGAAGGCCAUUAUUGGUGGAGUCGUGGGAGGAGUAUCUACUAUUUUGAUUAUCCUUGCAUUAUUUGCUUUGUAUAUUCGAGCAAAAUCAUCCAAGACGGUUCCUACAGGUGAUAUUUUGGAAGCAACUGAGUUAAAAGGCCCGGUCAAUUACAGGUAUAAAGAUCUAAAGUCAGCGACAAAAAAUUUCAGUGAAAAAAAUAAACUAGGAGAACAAGCCUUUGGUGAUGUAUACAAGGGUACUCUGAAAAAUGGAAAAGUAGUUGCUAUCAAGAAAUUGGUUUUAGGCCAAUCCAAACAGACAGAGAAAGAAUUUGUGAGUGAAGUGAAGUUGAUAAGUAAUAUUCAUCAUCGAAAUAUUGUUCGGCUUCUGGGAUGUUGCAAUAAAGGCCAAGAGAGAUUUCUUGUCUAUGAAUACAUGAAAAACAAAAAUGUUGGCCAAUUCUUAUAUGGUGAAAAUAAAGGUUCUCUUAAUUGGGCACAACGUUAUGGAAUAAUUUUGGGCACUGCAAGAGGCUUGGCAUAUCUUCAUGAGGAAUUUCAUAUUUGUAUCAUACAUAGAGAUGUAAAAACUAGCAACAUUCUCUUGGGUGAUGAUUUUCAGCCUAAAAUUUCUGAUUUUGGAUUGGCAAAGCUUUUGCCAAGAGACCAAUCUCGUCUCAAUGAACCAUUUGCUGGAACAAUGGGAUACGUGGCACCUGAAUAUGCAAUGCAUGGACAAUUAUCAAAAAAAGUUGAUACUUCUAGCUAUGGUGUUGUUGUCCUAGAAAUCAUAAGUGGAGAAAAAAGUAAUUCAUUGAAGGUUGAUGAUAGUGGUGAAUAUCUCCUUCAAAAAGCUUGGAAACUAUAUGAGAGAGGAAUGCAUAUAGAGUUUGUGGACGAAACCUUAGACACAAAGGAGUAUCAUGUAGAGGAAGUCAAGAAAAUCAUAGAGAUUGGGUUGCUUUGCACACAAGCAUCUCCUGUAGCAAGGCCAAAAAUGUCUCAAAUUGUUAGAAUGCUCAAAAGAAAGAGCUUAAUGGAGCAUGACCUGCCUACUAUGCCUAUUUAUGUGCAUCCUAGAUUUGGAUCCAGAAGAGAAACCUUGGUGAAUAAUGGUUCAUCUUCAUCAAAUGCUACUAUGUCCACUUCCACUCUAUCAGGAAGGUGA